AACAGCGCUAACCACUGUCUACUGUGACCAUCCUGUGCAAUGUCGGAGUACUCGUGGAAGGAUACCAACUUGGCUUUGGUCGGUUCAGAAGAAGAUAGAAACGUUAAGAAAAAGGCAGCUGAAACCGAGCCUGCCUGGAAAGAUGUUCUCAGCAUCGACUCUACAACUACGUUGGUCUGGCGCAUUAACCAAUUCAAAGUUGAGGAGGUGAAGAAAGAAACCUUUGGCAAGUUUUUCAGUGGCGAUUCCUACAUCGUGUUACAUACUGAGAAGACUGGAAAUCAACUGCUCUAUGAUGUGCAUUUUUGGAUUGGCAAGGAUAGUACACAGGAUGAAUAUGCAACAGCCGCUUAUAAGACAGUUGAGCUGGACACUCUGCUGGAUGACAAGGCGGUACAACACCGUGAAGUAGAUGGUUUCGAAUCGGAUGAGUUCAAGUCUUACUUCCCAGUCCUGGAGAAGCUGGCUGGUGGCUAUGCAACCGGGUUCAGAGAACGAAAACCGGAAGAACUGCCCAAACGUCUAUUACUCUGUCACGGUCUGGAUCGUCGUCACGUGGAGCUGACCGAGGUUACCUUUUCUAGGAAGUCUCUCAAUUCAAAUGAUGUGUUCAUUCUGGACUUGGGAACCAAGGCAUAUCAAUGGAAUGGUCAGAAUGCGAGCAAAGACGAACGUUUUAAGGCGAGUGAGUUUAUGCAAGCUCUCGAAUCGCAGCGAAUGGGACGCUGUCCGACGGUGGUUGUAGAUGAAUCUGACAGAGAAGGAACGAACGAAUUUCUUUCAUACUUGCCCGACGAGCCGGUCCACGAAAAACCGAAACAAGAAACUGAAAAGAAGGCUAUCUACAGGCUUUCUGACGAAUCGGGUCAACUCAAGGUUACUCUGGUGUGCGAAAACAACUUGCCACGCGGAGCACUUACUCAUGAUGACGCUUACUUCAUCGAUAAUGGCAAUACCCUGUUUGUCUACAUUGGAACUAAGUGCUCCAAAACCGAAAAGCUGAAUGCUUUGGCUCAUGCCCACGUAAGAGAUGCUGGUUAUGUUCAUGUGCAUGCUCCAGAGAAUGUAUCCCACUUACCGGGGGAAACUUUCUCACGUGAGUACCUCAAAGGCACCAAGCAUCCUUUAAUCCCAAUCACCGUGGUAUCUGAGGGUCGCCAAUCAAAAGAAUUGGACAAGGUUCUCGAAUGAAAACGUCUGGAGUCGUGGAAAUCCAUGAAGCAGCCUCACAUCGCUUUGCUUAAACCACUGCUUGCGUGUGCCUUAUCGAACUGUUCUCACGUAAAGUCUUCUUUUGGUUUCAUUCUUUCAACUGACUUACGUUAUUAUCCGAUAGAAAUAAAUAUGCUCUUGAGUCUGUGAGCAAAACUUUUGAGAGUGGUCGUUGAGUCUCCAAUGACUAAUGAAUCUACCGUCAAAACCAAAUAAGUUUGCAAACGAGUGUAUUCCUCGAGUUCAAUUAGAACGACGAGAGCUCGGGGACUGUGCCUACAUGAUGAAUUCCAGGAAAGGCGAAGCAGUGU
Messenger RNA from Opisthorchis viverrini, 1523 nucleotides. RefSeq lists its product as hypothetical. Gene Ontology annotation, molecular function: actin filament binding. Lineage: Eukaryota; Metazoa; Platyhelminthes; Trematoda; Opisthorchiida; Opisthorchiidae. Bases 40 to 1191 code for a protein of 383 amino acids. The record is from RefSeq and is a predicted model, not a curated record. The transcript has 9 exons.